AUGCCUAUAGUUGAUACCAAGAUUGAACUUAACAAAGAUCUUUCUCUUAUCACAUCGGCGAAUGGCGAGAACAGCCUCAGCAGAACUGGCCAAGAGGACUCGCACUCCCUCCCUGGCCAAGCUCGAACUUCCCUCGACAACGCUCCUCUGAAAGAAUACCUCAGAGAAGCGCUUUUAGCUCCGAACCUCGAUAAGAUAGCUCCAUAUCUUUGGCUAGCCUUUACUCCCGACCAUGCUCACAUCUCCCCGCUCCACUUUCAAGCCGCUCGAGGCCGCAGCAUUAUCGUCACCGAGGAGGUCUAUCUCCACCUCGUAUGGUAUUAUGAUCGCAUAUUCAUUAAACCUCUCCCGGCAUACCUCCUCUCAUCUGCCUUCUGGGAAUACAUCGAGAAAACAGACAUAGAGGUCUGGCAAGCCGCGGCUGGCUUCAUGCGAACAUACGCCUACCUCAUAAAAUUCGAAAUCGAUUUUCGAAAAGCCCAGAGCGCGGAGCUGGGAAUAAUACCAACCGAUGACAAAGUUCCCAUCACAUACGAGCGAUUUGCAGCAUUCAUCGCUCCGUUCGCAGAGCUUGAUGACGAUAGAGUCAAGCCCCGUUACCAUUAUGGAGAGAUGCGUUUGACCCGCUUGAACUGGUUUGCGCGCUUCUUGCUUGGGAAAUUGACCUAUCAUCACAUCCAUGCUCAAUGGAAUGAGUAUCUUGGCAGGUUCCUAGCACCAUUCCUAACUGUAUUCAUACUCCUCUCCACAGCGCUCAAUGCCAUGCAAGUAGAACUCGCAGUGCAAAGUGCCCCCAAAGGUUUUAGGAAUUGGGACACAUUUUCCCAGAUGUGUCGUUGGGUCUCUAUCAUCAUUCUCGUUCUUGUCCUCGUGAUUUCUACUCUCUUAAUAUUUCUCGUGCUAUUUAUGUUUAUACACGAUCAAAUCUUUGCACAAAAGGUUUUACAUCAGAAAAGAUCUAAGGUUAAAAAGUCAAAGGCUGGUUUGAAAUCUGGCGUGGUUUAA
Messenger RNA from Hyaloscypha bicolor E, 1005 nucleotides. RefSeq lists its product as uncharacterized. Lineage: Eukaryota; Fungi; Ascomycota; Leotiomycetes; Helotiales; Hyaloscyphaceae. Bases 1 to 1005 code for a protein of 334 amino acids. The transcript has 2 exons. The record is from RefSeq and is a predicted model, not a curated record.